Messenger RNA from Angiostrongylus costaricensis, 1107 nucleotides. Lineage: Eukaryota; Metazoa; Nematoda; Chromadorea; Rhabditida; Metastrongylidae. The record is from the annotation of a GenBank genome assembly.
AUGUCACAGUGCAAUACUAUUGUAGCCGACAUUUCCAAGAUUCCCUUUAUUGACUCUUCCGACACCAACCCUAGUGAAAAGCCUGCAAAUUCUGAGGAUUUCAAUGGCCACUCUUCGCUGCACGGGAGAACUACGAAUCAUAACUACGUUGAAGCUAUGGAAGAAGGAACUUCUGCGACCAACAAUCGAAAUUCUGUGGUUCCAGACAAUAAGGUUAGCACGAACUUUCAGCACAAAUCCGGCUAUAAAACCAGUGCUGUGGAUGGAUCUACAGUGCAGAACACUGAGAAUGUCUCAAAACGAAGAGACGUUAUGGGUGAGAGCAAUGUGACUCCUUGUGACGACUUCGACCACUCAUCAAUCGAUCAGCGAACUCACGCAGAAUUUUAUACGGAUGCAGCUGAUUUCAAAAAGAAACUAUCUUUUGAACAAGUUCGAACCCAAUCUGGGUCACUGAAAAUGCUCCGUACUAAUCGUCUUUCUGAUGAAGACCACAACUGCACUGAAGACGACCCCAGUCUUUCUAUUUCCUAUACGAGGCAGAUUUCCGAACAUCGAAAUGAAGGCCCGGUUGUCUCUCAAACCAACACUAUAGCGAAAAAUGUGUCCAUUCCAACUGUUAUUUCACCUGAUGGUGCAGUUACGAUAACCAAUAACAUUUCUAGGGACUUUUUUUUCAAAAACCCAGAGCAAGCAAUGGAUAAUCAACGCGUACGCACUAUCUCAGUAAAACUAAUCUCUACCACAGAGAAAGCCAGCGUUCGAGAGCCACUUAACUCCCAAAAAACUAUGGAUGAUAACAUCGUGACAAGCGGACUGUUGGCACCGCCUCCGAAACCACCAAUUCGUCACCUUGCGGACGACGUCCCGAUGGACUCGGUGACGUUUCGAGCAGGCAUGACUGCACCAACACCUCCUCCGAGAAGGAACUCAGUAAUGCACAAUACUUCACCAUCGACACCGUCGCUUUCGAUUCGUCCCAACUAUCGCCGUGCCUCAGUGACUUCCAGUAGAACGAAUACUAUGAAAUACAACAUUUCUCGCGGCAUGUUGACUUUCCCGACUCUGCCUAGAAACGCCAGACCACCAACGAGAGGUAUCCACUAA